AUUUCAAACGCAUUCUCUACUCUUCACUUCUCACUUCACUGUAUCUCCCCUUCCCACUUUUUCCUGUUCUCUCUUUCUGACUUUACCCUGAUUUUCUCUCUUCUAGGGUUUCUCCGCCGUAGACGAUCCUCCCUCCGCCAAAAACUCGAGCUCAAUUUCCAUGAGUUGAACUGUAAGGAGAGGAUAGUUAAAAGUAACUAGUCAUGGAUAAAUCUGAGCAGACUCAGCAGCAGCAGCAACAACAACAACAGCAUGUGAUAGGUGUUGCAGCAAGUGCUAGCCAAAUGGCUUAUUCUUCUCACUACCCGACUGCUCCUAUGAUGGCAUCUGGUACACCUGCUGUAGUUGUGCCUUCACCGACGCAGUCUCCAACCGCUUUUUCCAAUUCCCCGCACCAGCUUGCAUACCAGCAAGCGCAACACUUCCAUCACCAGCAACAGCAGCAACAGCAGCAGCAGCUUCAACUGUUCUGGGCAAACCAAAUGCAAGAAAUUGAGCAAACAAUUGACUUUAAGAACCACAGCCUCCCCCUUGCUCGCAUUAAAAAGAUCAUGAAAGCCGAUGAAGAUGUCCGGAUGAUUUCAGCAGAAGCUCCAGUAAUAUUUGCAAAAGCAUGUGAAAUGUUCAUCCUGGAGUUGACUUUGCGAUCUUGGAUCCACACCGAAGAGAACAAGAGGAGAACUCUGCAAAAGAAUGAUAUAGCAGCUGCUAUUUCGAGAAAUGAUGUUUUUGAUUUCUUGGUUGAUAUCAUUCCAAGAGAUGAGUUGAAAGAGGAGGGACUCGGAAUAGCAAAGGCUACUAUUCCAAUAGUGGGUUCUCCGGCUGAUAUGCCAUAUUAUUAUGUCUCUCCGCAGCACCCUGUAGGGCCUCCAGGGAUGAUAAUGGGAAAGCCAGUUGAUCAAGCAGCACUGUAUUCCACACAGCAGCCUCGAGCUCCGAUGGCUUUCAUGCCAUGGCCGCAGGCGCCCUCGCAACAGCAGCCACCCCAACAGGAACAAACAGACUCUUGAACAUCGAUAUGACUAUGGGCAAUUCAAUUAGGUUGGAAAGUAGGAUGCAUGUUUUGUUAUUAGCAAAUUAACUGAAUGCCCCUUGGUAAGCCUUAGUUUAGUUUUCAAUGCAUUGAAAAAUUGCCAAAGAUUGAUUGUUUGAGGUUCUUGCACGUAUCUGUGGUUGUAUGAGCUCAUACUUUGAGUUAUCUCUAUUGCUGUGUUUACUUUCAUGUAUUGUUUUCUGGUAGUUAUAUUAGUUUGCAGUUUCGCAUAAAGCUUAGCUACUUAUGAAGUUUGAAAUUGUUAAACAGGUUCUUAUUCUUAUGUUGCGAAUGUCAAGGUUGAAUUCGGUACUCUAUUGGCCUAUUCCAUUAUAAUAAUUUUUUGGUUCA
This is a messenger RNA of Arachis stenosperma, 1384 nucleotides long. RefSeq names its product nuclear transcription factor Y subunit C-2. Lineage: Eukaryota; Viridiplantae; Streptophyta; Magnoliopsida; Fabales; Fabaceae. Gene Ontology annotation, biological process: regulation of DNA-templated transcription. Gene Ontology annotation, cellular component: nucleus. The record is from RefSeq and is a predicted model, not a curated record. The transcript is spliced from 2 exons. Gene Ontology annotation, molecular function: protein heterodimerization activity; DNA-binding transcription activator activity, RNA polymerase II-specific; DNA binding. The coding region runs from base 204 to 1010 and encodes 268 amino acids.